AGCACAUUUUUUAUGCAUACUCAAAUCCCCCUGCCGCACUGUCGUCAACCAAGUGUGAUCGAUGAUCGUAAUAAAGGAACUGUUUAACUCCUUAUUAAAAGGGGUUAGGGACGAGCAGUUUCUGAAUUCUUUUUUUGUAGACGAGAAAUUAAUUAUUCAACCAACCCUUACACGCAUCUUCCAACUUUUCAAACGAAGUUUACAAGGGAGGACGCUCGACCCUUUUACCGUCAGUCUGUUGCGAACCUUCGAAGAGAUAAAAUGGAAAGGGAUAGCAUAGAAGAACUUGGAAUUGCAAACGUUCGGAGAUCAUUUAAUUGGAGUUCAAAUUUCUUGAAGUGCAUGGGAAUUUGGCCACUGAAGAACUACCUUCCGCUAUUUCUCUUCUUCUUCACAUAUCUUUUCAUUCAUUGUUCUCUAACACUCGCUCAUUUACUUCUAGCUCCAAAAACUGCGGAAAACAUUUUAUCUAAUUUAUCAGAGAAUAUUGAACUAACGAUGACACUUACGAAAGUAGCAAUCACUAGACUGAAGCGAGAAGCGUUACGUAAAUUAUUUACCGAGAUCAAGCAAUUUUCACUCACUGAGAAAUAUGAAACUAAACAGGAGAAAUUGACAUUUUUGAAUUAUACGAAAUUACCUCUAUAUUUUCUUGUAAUAAUUGCUUUUUCAAUGGGAUUGGCCGAAGUAUUGUAUUAUGUGAGUCGAGUAGUCGAUGGAUUUCAAACUGCAAAGCAGAACAGUUCCAUUGGUUAUAAGUUACCGUACAAAACAUUAGAAAUCAUGGAUUUGAAAGACAGCAGAACUUACGCUUUGAUUUGUGCUUAUCAAAUAUUAUUCGUACCUUGUGUGGUAUUAGGUUACGUAGGAUUCGAUUAUAUGUUCGUCAAUUUAUCUAUUCAAGUAAUUGCACAAUUUGCUAUAUUGUCCUAUAAGGUGAAGAUAAUAUUAGAUAAUUCUAAAAAUUGUCAUGAUGGUAUGAAAGAACUUGUACUACGACAUUAUCGAUUGAUAAGAUUGACGGAAGAAUUGGAAAAUAACUUUAAUAUCCCGAUCAUGCAGCAACUGAUGGGUUCCACCAUGCAUAUAUGUAUUUCCGGUUACUACGUACUGACGAGUAGCAAUUUUGGAAAAGCCAUUUACGAUUACGAAUGGUAUAACUUACCGGCAACGGAGGCAAGAUUUUUUCUAAUUUGUAUGAUACGAACACAAAAACCGCAAUGUCUAACGUCCGGUAAAUUUGCUAUCUUAUCCUUGACCAACUUUACAGACAUUCUCAAAACUUCGAUGGGAUAUUUGUCAGUACUGAGAACAUUUGUGUGA
Molecule: messenger RNA, 1323 nt
Organism: Vespula vulgaris
Lineage: Eukaryota; Metazoa; Arthropoda; Insecta; Hymenoptera; Vespidae
Product: odorant receptor 67a-like
Exons: 6
Coding region: 262-1323 (353 amino acids)
Biological process (GO): detection of chemical stimulus involved in sensory perception of smell; sensory perception of smell
Cellular component (GO): plasma membrane
Molecular function (GO): odorant binding; olfactory receptor activity
Source: RefSeq, a predicted model, not a curated record